Molecule: messenger RNA, 2509 nt
Organism: Neltuma alba
Lineage: Eukaryota; Viridiplantae; Streptophyta; Magnoliopsida; Fabales; Fabaceae
Product: beta-amylase 8
Exons: 10
Coding region: 165-2150 (661 amino acids)
Biological process (GO): polysaccharide catabolic process
Molecular function (GO): beta-amylase activity
Source: RefSeq, a predicted model, not a curated record
GGGAAGCAAUGGAUCAUUGGAUUGAAAGUAGACUUCGGCACUGUGCAGUAUUCGACAAUCAAUCGAGAGAACAGGGCAGUAUGAAUGAAUGAACUGGGAAUGAGUAGAGAUGUAGAGUAAUGGAAUUACAGUGAAAACAGUAAUGAAGGAGAAGGAUCUGAAAGAUGAAUAGCAUCAACGACGACAAUUCCAGACAAGAUCUCGACCCUCAAAGUGACCACAGUUCUGACUAUUUAGCUCACUCUCUUCCUCUCCAGACUCAGACUCAGCCUCAGCCUCGCCGCCCUCGUGGCUUUGCCGCCACGGCGGCGGCUACCACUGCCCCUAAUUCCGCUGGAAAGGGAAAGAAAGAGAGAGAAAAAGAGAAGGAGCGCACCAAGCUCCGAGAGCGUCACCGUCGAGCAAUCACUAGCCGUAUGCUCGCCGGCCUCCGUCAGUAUGGUAAUUUCCCUCUCCCGGCUCGUGCUGACAUGAAUGAUGUGCUUGCUGCGCUUGCCCGCGAGGCUGGUUGGGUUGUUGAGGCAGAUGGCACCACCUACCGUCAGUGCCAGCCUUCUUCGCAAAUGGCAUCAUUUGCUGCAAGGUCAGUUGAAACCCCACUCUCUGCAGGGUCUUUAAGAGCUUGCACUGCUCGAGAAACACUAGAGAAUCAACCCCCAACACUUAGAAUUGAUGAAAGCUUGUCACCUGCAUCCAUUGAUUCUGUUGUAAUUGCAGAGAGGGAUUCAAAGAAUGAGAAAUAUCCAAGUGCAAGCCCUAUCAAUCCGGUUGACUGCUUGGAGGCUGAUCAGCUUAUGCAGGAUAUUCAUUCUGGGGUGCAUGAGAAUGAUUUCAUGGGCACACCUUAUGUUCCUGUUUAUGUGAAACUUCCAGCUGGUAUUAUUAACAAAUUUUGCCAGUUGAUUGAUCCUGAAGGAAUUAGACGGGAGCUAAUUCACAUAAAGUCUUUAAAUUUUGAUGGUGUCAUUGUGGACUGUUGGUGGGGCAUUGUUGAAGGCUGGAGCCCACAGAAAUAUGUGUGGUCUGGCUAUAGGGAACUUUUUGACAUUGUUAGAGAAAUCAAGUUGAAGUUGCAGGUUGUUAUGGCUUUUCAUGAGUAUGGAGGGAAUGAUUCCAGUGAUCCAUUGAUUGCCCUCCCACAAUGGAUUUUGGACAUUGGAAAAGACAACCGGGAUAUUUUUUUCACAGAUCGUGAAGGACGGAGGAAUACUGAAUGUCUUUCUUGGGGCAUUGACAAAGAGAGAGUUCUGAAAGGAAGAACUGGAAUUGAGGUCUAUUUUGAUUUCAUGAGAAGCUUUCGGACGGAGUUUAAUGACUUGUUUGUGGAAGGCCUCAUUUCUGCUGUAGAAAUUGGACUUGGGGCAUCUGGGGAGCUGAAAUAUCCUUCGUUUUCAGUAAAGAUGGGAUGGAGGUAUCCUGGUAUUGGUGAGUUUCAGUGUUAUGAUAAAUAUCUGCUACAAAGUCUACGCAGAGCAGCCAAAUUACGUGGCCACUCUUUUUGGGCGAGAGGACCUGAUAAUGCUGGACAAUACAACUCUAUGCCACAUGAAACUGGAUUCUUUUGUGAACGGGGUGAUUAUGACAAUUAUUAUGGGCGCUUCUUCUUGCAUUGGUAUGCCCAGUCAUUAAUAGAUCAUGCAGAUAAUGUUUUGUCCCUUGCGAGCCUCGCUUUUGAGGAAACAAGACUAAUUGUCAAGGUUCCUACUGUAUACUGGUGGUACAAGACUGCUAGUCAUGCAGCAGAGUUGACAGCAGGAUAUCACAACCCUACGAACCAGGAUGGAUACUCUCCUGUUUUUGAGGUUCUGAAAAAACAUGGUGUGACGAUGAAGUUUGUCUGCUUAGGAUUUCAGCUUUCUAGUCAGGAAGCUGACGAGUCGUUGGCUGACCCAGAAGGCUUAACUUGGCAGGUAUUGAGCUCAUCCUGGGAUCGGGGGUUGAUAGUAGCUGGAGAGAAUGCACUACCAUGUUAUGAGAGAGAAGGGUUCAAAAGACUAGUUGAUAUAGCGAAGCCAAGAAAUGAUCCUGAUCGCCACCACUUUUCAUUUUUUGCAUACCAGCAACCUUCCAUGGUUCAGGGGAAUAUUUGCUUACAGGAGUUGGAUCACUUCAUCAAAUGCAUGCAUGGUGACAUUACGGGGGACCUGUAAUGGCUCAAGUUUUAAUUUAUAAUUGUAGGCAAUUUUGGGGGGCAUACUUGCCCUCGUAUAACGGGUGUAACUGACCCUCUCAUGGCAGCCAGGAAUAUGGUUGUCUGUAAUAUAUUCUUGUAAUGUCUAUAGGCUUCAAGAUACAUAUAGGGCUUGCUACUUGCCUACUUCCCAUGCCUCGCUAUUCCAUUAUAUGAUUAGAGUUUUGUAUGUUUGGUAAAGAUAGAAGUAGUGAUUAAAUGAAGAGAAAAAGUAGUGGUGCGAAAGGACUCGUUCUAACUUCCGAAGUUUGAGCCCCAAAACAGAUCUUGUAUUAAUUUACUAAUUUAUUGAUAUUGAUAUUGAUGAUUUUGGCAUGC